GGAGCACGUCGGCAAGGAAACAUGGCGUCGCCUCGCAGUGCGGCUUGUGUAUGUCGCUUGGCUGGACGGACGGUCGGCUUUCUCGCGGCCGCGAGCCAUGGACGAGGAGUCCUCUGGCCGGCGAGGAGCCAAAUCAGCACGUCAACUGGGGACAGUGUGCAGUUCCGCCUUGACGAGAGGACGGCUCACAGCAGUCUGGACCUCUUCAAGAAAGACACGGGGGUCAUUUACCGCAUGCUGGGUCUCGACCCCAGCCACGUGCAAGCCAACCCUGAGCGUUUCCGAGACUGGGCGGUGGUGUUUGGCGAUGAGAAGAUCACUGGCGGGCGCCACUACUGGGAGGUGACGGUCAAAAAGUCGCAGGAGUUUCGGGUGGGCGUGGCCGAAGCGCUAAUGUCCCGUGACGACUGCGUGGGUACCAGCGACUCCUCGUGGGUGUUCGGCUACGCUCAGCGCAAGUGGUUUGCCAUGACCAACAAUAAGAUGGUUCCUGUGACCCUGGUGGGCAAGGCGGACCGCGUAGGCAUCCUGCUGGACUUCGAAGCGGGCCUUCUUGGGCUGGUCGACAUUGAGAAACGCAGGAUCGUUCACGCCAUCAGGCGUCACUUCAAGACUCCCCUUUGCCCUGCUUUUGGGCUUUGGGACGGGGAGCUGCUCACGCACUCGGGCCUGGAAGAACCGGAGGGCCUCAAGGAACAGCUGUAAUUAGGGAUCCAAAGGGGUGGAACAUUUCUGGAAAGCUUCCGUUGAAUUUUCGUGAAAUGUUAAGCUGGAGAAUGUUACAAAGCGUGAUUUGCAGGAACUAUCUAAUAUUCAAGCAUAAAUAUGAACAUUGUUUUUUAAGAAGUAUCCAUAGAAAAUGGAUGGCUCUCCUUGCCUACAGGUGAGGGCAUUACAGUGCCUUAAUUGCUCCGUUUCUCCCCCUCCCACUCGAGUGGAGGCAUAGGCAAAGCUUGCUCGUACCUCAAAUUUUGGCUGUGGACAUAAAGCAAAAAAAUCACGCAACUGCUUGUAACUCAAAACUCUUAAAUUGGGGCACUUGUAAGUCAAGGUACCAGUGUAGUUGCAUGAAAUCUGGUUGUUGUAGUCAGGAUUAUGUUCAAAUGUAUUUUCCACAACUACAUUGAAGUUCCCUAUUAAAGAAGCAACUUCAAUUGAGUAAAUUCCUGAUUUAUUCCAUGGAAAAUUUUCAACUUCCGAAAUGUUCGCCCCUGGCUGUAAUGCAGUUGUCCCAUAUAGUAAUGUCUGCAAAUGAAUCAUUUAUGACUUUCAAGCAUGUCUGGUCCUCUGCAGGUUCAUUUUGCCAAGUCUUGCCAAUGUGCAGUGAACUGCACUCCCUGCAUUGAUCAACUGGUCAGCAGGAUGAGGAGUUUGUUUUGCACAUCUUUUCUCGUGCUACCCACACGGUCAUGUUAAUAGGGUAAUAAUUGUUUAUUAA
Molecule: messenger RNA, 1438 nt
Organism: Phycodurus eques (leafy seadragon)
Lineage: Eukaryota; Metazoa; Chordata; Actinopteri; Syngnathiformes; Syngnathidae
Gene: spryd4
Product: SPRY domain containing 4
Exons: 2
Coding region: 22-705 (227 amino acids)
Molecular function (GO): protein binding
Source: RefSeq, a predicted model, not a curated record